This is a messenger RNA of Tuber melanosporum (Perigord truffle), 2939 nucleotides long. RefSeq lists its product as uncharacterized. The record is from RefSeq and is a predicted model, not a curated record. Gene Ontology annotation, biological process: regulation of endocytosis. Bases 1693 to 2340 code for a protein of 215 amino acids. Gene Ontology annotation, cellular component: endosome. Lineage: Eukaryota; Fungi; Ascomycota; Pezizomycetes; Pezizales; Tuberaceae. Gene Ontology annotation, molecular function: GTPase activity; GTP binding. The transcript is spliced from 4 exons.
CCGGUCUACGUUCAAGAGAUGCUCAAUCUGAAUUAGCGGGGUCACUGCUUACUCCCGUUAAAGGAGAAGGGCGCUGUAUAUCAGGUUCAUGUCCCUACCGCCUAACGCAGGUGAUCCGUAAUCGAGUUGGUUUUAGGUCAUAAGCGAUUGCAAAGGACAUUGAUAGACCAGUUAUUUAGCACAACGGAUAGACUAGAUAACCUCCCAGGCAAUCCGGAGAGAUGCCGAUUGGUGGGUUCUGCAUGAGGAAACGAGCGAUAACUAGCGUACCGGUAGUUUCCAUAGUUCAUCUACUCGAGUACUCGAGUAAGUAAGCUACCGGAAAAUCUCUUAUCUGGAUUUAGCUAUCAGGGUUAGGGAGUGUCCGCGCGCCCUCGGGAUUGUCUAUGGUAAAAAACGCAAGGGUGCUUCUCAAGUUACUCGAGUACCGAAGGGGGUGUGCUUGGAGCCAUCUCCAGAGUAGGUUCUCAGACCCCAGAUCCGCACAGGGGUGUACUAUGACUCUGAUCUUGCUAUGGAGCUAUCACAUCCCACUUGAGAUUUCCUAUCACAGUCAUCUCCACUGUGGCUGCGGGAGAGAGAAAAGAAUACUAUCUAAAUGUUCAAGUUGGUGGUUAGUUCGGCAGCCACCGCAGAACCCUGGAAACCAACUGCACCUUGGAAUAGAUCCACAACCGCCCAGAAUACGGGUCAUCGGGACGGUCAUACCUGAGAUGUUGUGUCCUUUCUUACCCCGGCCUUUGAAUAAACCGCGAGGCAUACUUCUGGACCUCCCCGUUAUCAUACUGUCGAUAAAUGGGAGUGGUGCUACGGUAUUCUUGGACUACAUGAUUCCCUAUGCUUGGGACUUAAAAGGUUUUACAGGAGCUGGUGGGAUUGGGAACCCUGAAAGCUACCAUAUACUGCUAUAAUACUUAUGAGCGGUUGCCUUUUCAGAGUAUCAUAUGCUACAGGUACAGUACUACAAUCCAUUUAGAUAUCAUAAUAUCGUACAAUGAGAGUAUAUUUUUCGGACUUCUCGGCAGCUAAACCGCCUAAGCCCGAAUCCCACACAACAUGAACUUGCCGAUAGGGUUAGGGUCAACUCUCAAUCCCGGGUUCCAGCACCUUUUAAGACAAGUCCUGUACAAUACUGUAUCAUGCUGUAUUGUGAUGGCUUUCCCAGGACAGAGGUUAGUCUAAACGAGACCUCGCUAUCAAUUAAUCCGGGUCGUGGAAAUGUCACAUUCAUGGAUCAACAAAGAUAUGAUACUAGACUAUUUGCCACGGGUUCCCUCCUCCAGAAUCCUAGAAAUGAGUGAUAACCCUUGAAUAUUACACAAGCGAGGCGAACUGCACCCCAAAGCUUGAGCCCCCAAAAUGCCCAGGAAUUUUCCUCCCCCGUGACCCGUGAUUCAACCUGCAGCAACCACCGUUGCUGCCACGGGCCCAGCCAGCAGCACCUACGGUAGUCUACUUUACUUCCUCCCUUUCCCUCUUCUCCGCCGCCACCACAACCACCACCACCACAACCACCACCACCACAACCACCACCACCUGCUUGAGAGACAAAAGUCUCGCCUUUUCACACUUUCUCUGCUUUUAUUAAUCGAGAUAAAGGAGGAGCAGCUCAGCAAGCCUGCUCGACUAACCCUCACGAAGGAAGGAAGGGAACUGAAGAAGAAAGAAGGAGAAAGGUCUACUGCCACAAAGAUGCCGCAACCAUGGGACUAUAUUGCUAAAGUUGUUAACAUCGGCGACUCCGGGUGCGGAAAGAGCUCGCUCACCAUCCGCCUCUGCGAGGGCCGCUUCAAUCCAACCCACGAUGUAACCAUCGGCGUGGAAUUCGGCAGCCGCAUUAUCCCCGUCGACACGAGCCCCACGGCGCAAAAGAUAAAGUUGCAAAUCUGGGACACAGCAGGGCAGGAGUCCUUCCGUGCGAUAACCAAGUCCUACUUUCGCGGCGCAACGGGCGCGCUACUGGUGUACGACAUCUCGCGGCGUGCGACGUUCACGCACGCCACGGAGUGGCUGGAGGAGCUGCGCGGUGCGGCCGACGCGAACAUCUCUAUCAUCCUUGUCGGCAAUAAGUGUGAUCUUGGCAAUGACAAGCGUGAGGUCCCCAUUGAGGAGGCUAGGGCUUGGGCUGAGGGGAAUGGGAUUAAGGCGUUCGUGGAGACCAGUGCGAAGACGGGCGAGGGCGUGGAGGAGGCAUUUGUGGAUUGUGCUAGGGAGAUUUAUAGGAAUAUUAAGAGUGGGGUGUAUGAUUUGAAUGACAAGAGCCAUGGGAUUAAGACGAAUACGGCGAAGACUAGUCUGAGCAUGGAUGAACAGACGAAGGUUAGAGGUGGUUGCUGUUGAUAUUGCCCCCUCAGGGGAAAUUACGAAGGAAUUGGCAGAGCCGCCGAAUUGGGUCAGGUUGGGUAUGCACUUUUUUCUUUUCUUUUUUUAUUCCUUCCAUUAUCAUGAUUCCGUUCUUGUAUGUGUUAAUUCCUCCUCUUUCUUUCUUCCUUUCAUCCCCUCACUACCUAUUCUCUCCUUUUCUUUCCCCUCUCUUGCUCCGUCUUCGGCUGCAAUGUAGUGGUUGGUGAAUUCGGUAUUGAUGGCAGGCGUUUGUGUUUUCUUCUUCCUUCCUUCUCUCCGAUUAAUAUGGGCUUGCUUGUUUGUGAUGAUGCCUCUUGGUCAGUUGAUAGAUCUGGGGUGGGCGAGGUUUGGUUGUAGAUACAAUGCGAAGUGCUUGAUGCAUGGUAUUUUUAUUUGUGGUGUUGGUUUGGAGUUGAGGAGGGAUAUUUUGCAUUGUUUAUUGGUGCAAUGUCUAGUGUUGUGAGGGAGUUGUUUUAUGAAGGCAGUGAGGGACCUGAAGGUUUGUAUGGUGGUCAUGGAUUCUCACUCGGCUGAGAUCAUUUUGUUGGGGAAUAAAUAAUGGAUUGCCUAUUUAUGUCUACAAACGCCUUUCUACA